UUUGAGUCUCAAAUUCAUCAGAAAAUUUAUUUAUUUUCCUUUUUUACUUUCCGUUUCCAUAUUCUUCUUCUCCCCCCUCUAAAAUUUUCCUUCACUCGGAACUCCUGAAAUCCUGAGAUCUUCUUUCCGUGGGCGAAAUCUUCUCUGAUUCUCGUAAAUUGCAGUUUGAUCUACGGAAUUCCGUUGCUCGAUCGGACGGGAAAAUCAAAUCAGUGUGGCUUCAGGAGUCUGGAAAUUGAAGCGCAUGAGCUGGUUGGGGAAGCUGGGUCUGAACGUGAAUACGAAUUCCAACCACUUCGUUACUCGUCUUUUGAUCUUCAUCCUCCAUUACUCCCCUCAGUUACUCCCUCCGUCGCUUCAAUUUCAUAAUCGAUCGCUCCUCCCGCUGUUGUUUGAUCAUUUUAAUCUCCCUACUCCUGAAAUCACUCUCAUCGUUAAUUCAAGUGUAAUAUCGAAUACUCGUCAUGGAAUCCGGAGCCAAGAGUAAUUCCGAACUACGCAGAGAGAUUUGCUAUCCAAAUCCUCGGAAACGGCAGGUGAGAUCGCCGCCGUCUGUCAUAGUGAUCGGCGGUGGCAUGGCCGGAGUUGCGGCCGCCCGUGCUCUCCACGAUGCCUCUUUUCAGGUAACACUUUUGGAGUCACGAGACAGACUUGGCGGUCGUAUUCACACUGAUUAUUCCUUUGGUUUUCCUGUUGAUCUUGGAGCAUCAUGGUUGCACGGGGUGUGUGCAGAAAACCCAUUGGCCCCAUUGAUUGGCAGACUGGGAUUGCCCUUAUACCGAACUAGUGAGGAUAAUUCUGUGUUAUAUGACCAUGAUUUGGAAAGUUAUGCACUGUUUGAUAUGGAUGGGAGUCAAGUUCCUCCAGAGUUGGUAACAAAAGUCGGCGAAACAUUUGAAACCAUUUUGAAAGAGACAGAAACUAUAAGAGAGGAACAUAGUGAAGACAUGUCAAUUAUCAGAGCAAUCUCGAUUGUCUUUGAAAGAAGACCAGAAUUAAGGUUGGAGGGGCUUGCCCAUAAGGUUCUUCAAUGGUAUUUAUGCAGGAUGGAAGGAUGGUUUUCUGCAGAUGCCAAUACUAUUUCACUUAAAGGCUGGGAUCAGGAAGAACUGCUCCCUGGUGGACAUGGGCUUAUGGUCAGGGGCUACCUACCUGUUAUCAACACACUUGCUAAGGGUAUUGAUGUCCGCUUAGGUCAAAGGGUUACGAAAAUAUCGAGACAAUAUACCGGAGUGAAAGUAACUGUAGAAAAUGGAAAAACAUUCAGAGCUGAUGCUGCUAUUGUUGCUGUUCCUCUUGGGGUGCUUAAAGCAAAAGUCAUCAAGUUUGAGCCCAAGCUUCCAGACUGGAAGGAGGCAGCCAUUGCUGACCUUGGAGUAGGUCUUGAAAACAAAAUAAUCUUGCACUUCGAAAAUGCAUUUUGGCCAAAUGUGGAGUUCUUGGGAGUUGUUGCAGACACAUCACAGAACUGCAGCUACUUCCUCAAUCUCCACAAGGCCACAAGUCAACCUGUCCUUGUUUACAUGCCUUCUGGGCAGCUUGCUAGAGACAUUGAGAAGAUGUCUGAUGGAGAAGCUGCCAAUUUUGCUUUCAUGCAACUCAAGAAGGUUGUCCCUGAUGCACCAGCCCCGAUUCAGCAUCUAGUUUCGAGGUGGGGGUCAGAUGUCAACUCGCUUGGAUCCUACAGCUACGAUAAAGUAGGCAAACCCCAUGAUCUGUUCGAGAGGCUGCGAAUUCCUGUCGAUAACCUAUUCUUUGCUGGGGAGGCUACGAGUAUCAACUAUCCAGGAUCUGUGCAUGGCGCAUACUCAACUGGUCUGAUGGCUGCUGAAGACUGCAGGAUGCGCUUUCAAGAGCAUUAUGGGGAUUUGGAUUUGUUCCAGGCGGUCAUGGCGGAUGAGACUCCAUUAUCGGUCCCAUUGUUAAUUUCCCGAAUGUAAUCCUCUCCUCCCAAAAGACGUGGUCGUGAUUGUUACAUCAGAUUAUGUCCAGAAGAUGCAGCACAGAAAAUCCUUUAGCUAGAGGAUGGAACCGUGAUGUAUCUAGUAGUUUUAUGAAGCACAAAAUGGUGGGACUUGAUUGCAUCCUUCAGAUUUCUGAAACAGUGUGUGGUGUGGUUAUGCCUAUGGACUUGUAACUAUUACCUAAGCUUUGCUAUAAACACUUAUAAUGAAUAAAGCCUUUACUUAAAAAAA
Momordica charantia (bitter melon) is the source of this 2195-nucleotide messenger RNA. RefSeq names its product polyamine oxidase 2. The record is from RefSeq and is a predicted model, not a curated record. Lineage: Eukaryota; Viridiplantae; Streptophyta; Magnoliopsida; Cucurbitales; Cucurbitaceae. Gene Ontology annotation, molecular function: polyamine oxidase activity. Gene Ontology annotation, biological process: polyamine catabolic process. Gene Ontology annotation, cellular component: peroxisome.